Encephalitozoon romaleae SJ-2008 is the source of this 834-nucleotide messenger RNA. Its product is annotated as dimethyladenosine transferase. Gene Ontology annotation, biological process: rRNA methylation. The record is from RefSeq and is a predicted model, not a curated record. Gene Ontology annotation, cellular component: mitochondrial matrix. Gene Ontology annotation, molecular function: rRNA (adenine-N6,N6-)-dimethyltransferase activity. The transcript has a single exon. The coding region runs from base 1 to 834 and encodes 277 amino acids. Lineage: Eukaryota; Fungi; Microsporidia; Unikaryonidae.
AUGGUGAAUCCGAAGUUCAAUAAGCAGCACGGGCAGCACAUACUGAAGAACUUGGGGGUAAUUGACACAAUAAUCGAAAGAGCAAGGAUAAAACCAACGGAUGUUGUGCUGGAGGUAGGCGGAGGUACCGGCAAUCUUACGAUGAAGCUGCUUCAGAAAGCAAAGAAGGUGAUAUGCUAUGAGAUAGAUCCUAGACUAGCAGCAGAGUUAGCAAAAAGAGUAAAUGGCGUUCCUGGGAUGGCUCAGAAGUUUCAAUUGUUUGUGGGAGAUGCACUAAAGCAUGAUUUCCCUCAUUUUGAUCUCUGCAUAACCAACUUGCCAUAUCAGAUUAGUAGCCCCUUUAUGUUUAAGCUUCUGAAGUACAACUUCAAGUGUGCAUACAUAAUGUUCCAAAGGGAGUUUUCUGACAGGCUUGUGGCAAGGCCUGGAAACCCUGAAUAUUGUAGACUAUCUGUUGGUGCACAGAUGCUUGCACAGAUAGAUCAUGUCCUUAAGGUCUCAAAAAACAGCUUUGUGCCACCUCCAAAAGUCGAGUCGAGCUUUGUAAGAAUUGAGCCUCGAAUACCAAGGCCACCAAUAGACUUUGAAGAGUUCGAUAGGUUCCUGAAGAUAUGCUUUCUUAGAAAAAAUAAAACACUCAGGGCAAAUUUCAAGAACUCAUCUCUGGUCAAUAAGAUAAAGGCCGACCCUGUAUUUGAAAAUACCACCCCCGAAGAUGUGUUCGAAAGGGUCUUGUCAAAAGCCGAUCUUGAUGGGGCAAGGGCAGCAAAGAUGGACCUUGAUGAUUUCCUUGCUCUAUUGUUAGAGUUCAAGAAGAUAAACAUUCACUUCUGA